This is a messenger RNA of Ectocarpus sp. CCAP 1310/34, 1416 nucleotides long. The record is from the annotation of a GenBank genome assembly. Lineage: Eukaryota; Phaeophyceae; Ectocarpales; Ectocarpaceae.
CUUCAACAACAAGCCACCAGUGCCAAGAGUCAAACUCAUCGGAUACGUCGACCUCCAAGCACAUCUUCCACCAGGUUUGGCUAGGAACAUGCAGGCCAUAUCCACUGUAACGAAAUGGAUUCAGGAAUGUCUCUCCCAAAAAGGGAUUGAGCUCAGUCUCCCGAAAUCCAAAGUGCUUUUCCCGGAAGGUCUUUGCAUAUCCUCUUUGUCUGGCAAACGACGAACAGCAAUAAUUGACGAAAAUUGGUCUGUCAGUUGCUGAAGGUGGCAUGCCAGUUGUCGGGAUCCCAGUAGGAACAGAGGAGUUCCAGAGGAAUUUCGUUUCCAAAAUCGCCCGUGGUGACCCGGCGGAAUUGAUACUCCGCCUAGCAACGCUUGACGACCCUCAAGCCAGCUAUCAACUGCUGCGUUUAUCUGGUGUGCCACGUUUGUUCCAUCUGCUGAGGACGAUUGCACCGUCUAUCACCAACUCUGCCGCAAAAAUACAUGACAACAUGAUGAUGUGGGCAAUGAGUAAGAUCGUCCUUGGCAAGAUGGCCGACAGCAUGAGAAUACCAACGGUCAAAGAGGUACGCGCAGACCCGACGAAGAGCGAGGAGGUAGAUUUCUUCAAAGGGACAGCUCGGGCGCAGGUGCACCUACCCAUGCGAGAAGGAGGACUAGGAAUCACGAGCAAUGUUCUCAUUCGAGAAUCGGCUUUUGUGGCAGGGCAAGCGCUGGUGUUCUCCAAGUCAGUGCAAGCAUCGACAGGAUACACAUUGAGCAAUGUCUACCCCGGCUUGCCCAGCUACCGACAGGAUUGGCUCUGAUUGACUCGCUGAAGAAGCUAGAGGAAAUCAUCACCAAAGACAAGCUUGAAAAAGCUGUUGGGCAGUCAUGGGCUAAACUUGCCACAAGUGAUGAGUUAACCCCCGCCCUCAAAGGAGUUUACUUGUUGGAAGCAGGGAAGGCAGGAAAACCCCGUGAAGAUGGAAACCCUGACGUAGAACAUCAACCACCGUCUACCUUCAGCCGAAAUGAAUUUGGUCAACACUACCAAGUCUUUGGGGCCCAAGCUCUCCUUUCGAAACCUCUUCAUGCAGCAGUGCGCCACAUGGUGGAGACAGACUUGCAGAAAGUAGUAGGCGAGGAAACGCCAAAGAAGAGGGCGUUGAUCCGCUUGGAGGAAGCGAAAGGCAAGGGAGUUUUGUCGUGGUUGACAACGCAAGGGUUGUCAGCAGAUGAAAGAAUGCUGCCUGAUCUAUAUCGAGAGUCAAUCGGUCGUGUACUGGGGAGUCACGAUCGAGCAGACUGCAACACAGGCAAACUUUGUGGUGCAGGUGCAUUGUUACCAUGCAAGGACCGCUUGUGCCGAGCCCACUCCCUCGUCUGCACCAAGGCCGGCGCCUCAACCUUCCUCCAUAACAGGAUGGUUCG